CAUUAAUUACAGGAAGAAUGAACUUGAGGAAAAGAUGUUACUUAAUCUUCACAAGAAGAAAUGGACUGAUGGUUUGACACUUCGACGGUUUGAUACACAUUCCAAAACUAAUGAACAAACUGUACAGGAAAUGCUGAACUUAGCUAUCAAAUAUAACAAGGCUGUUCAAGAGGAAGAUGAGCUGCCUCCAAAAAAGCUUGCUAUAGCAAAUGUGGGAAGACAGGAUGCGAAGAAGCAUCUUGAAGAGCACGUCUCAAAUUUGAUGUCUUCCAACAUC
Cajanus cajan (pigeon pea) is the source of this 277-nucleotide messenger RNA. The record is from RefSeq and is a predicted model, not a curated record. Lineage: Eukaryota; Viridiplantae; Streptophyta; Magnoliopsida; Fabales; Fabaceae.